AACCAUGAACAGAAAGCCAGCAACGUUUACUACACUUCCAAGUUUGAGCAGCGAGUGUCUGAGUGAUCGCCGGAAAACAUGGUUGAUGGGGGUUUACAUUCUCCGUCACCUUCUAUAACAACAUACCCAUAAAAAGCUUUGCUCAUGUGGUCUUUGCUUCCCUCUAGGAGCAACACUUGCCAUGCACAGACUGCAUUUUCACUGUGGCAUUUUCACAAACAUCUGUAAGAGACGUUUCCACUGCCGCUGAAAUAGCUUGGAAAAAUGAGGUCGGGUUUUUACAUUCGGUAUGGAAUCGGUAUCCCAAUUGAAAUAGUUGUCUCUGAAUGCUAAUGGGCAUUACCCAUUUUGAGUUAACAUGUCUGCUAACAUGUUUGUGAGAAGAAACUGGUCGAGGGAAGCUUCGCCUGGUUGGUGGUGGCUGAUUCAGAACCGACUCAUGACCACAAGUAAACGGGUACAGGACAGGAGCAAGAUGAAGAGGGUUCAUGAUCUUGAAAUUGUAACAGAGAAGUGGAAGAUAGCCUCCAAGGUACUCUUCUUGAUGGAAAUUCUGAAGAAAGAGCCAGAAAUGAUAAUUCCAGUAAGGUCACUGGAACAGUACCGGAGGCAGAUAAACCUCCCUAAACCCCAUAAGGUCUCUGAUUUCAUUAGGAAAUCACCUAAAUUGUUCGAGUUGUAUAAGGAUCAUAGGGGGGUUUUAUGGUGUGGGAUGACAAAGCUAGCUGAGGACCUGGUGGAAGAAGAGGAGAGGAUUCUUGAGGGGAACGAGAAUAAUGCUGCUGAAUAUGUUACCCGGUUUUUAAUGAUGUCGGUUGAUAAAAUGCUUCCUUUGGAUAAGAUUGCCCAUUUUAGGAGAGAUUUUGGCCUGCCGGUUGAUUUUCGUACUAGUUGGGUUCACAAGUAUCCCCAACACUUUAAGGUGGCGAAAAAUGAGGAUGAGGCUGAGUAUUUGAAACUUGUUAAUUGGAAUCCUGCUUGGGCUAUAACAGAGUUAGAGAAGAAAACAAUGGGGAUUACUGAAUCCGUUGCUCAUACCCCAGGAUUGCUUUCUCUUCCUUUUCCUUUGAAGUUUCCUCCCUAUUAUAAGAAAGUAUAUAGAUAUGGAGGAAAAAUUGAGCACUUUCAGAAAAGGUGUUAUUUAUCUCCUUAUGCAGAUGCCAGAGGACUGAAAGCUGGCUCACUAGAAUUCGACAAGAGGGCAGUAGCUGUAAUGCAUGAACUGCUUAGCUUUACCAUUGAGAAGAGAUUGGUCACUGACCAUCUCACUCACUUUCGGAGGGAACUUGUGAUGCCUCAAAAGCUUAUGAGACUUCUUUUGAAGCAUAUUGGAAUUUUUUAUGUCUCAGAGAGAGGGAAGAGGUUUAGUGUCUUCUUGACAGAAGCAUAUGAAGGUUCGGAACUGAUUAAGAAAGGACCUUUGGUUCUGUGGAAGGAAAAGGUCCAGAGCCUUAUAGGUUACAGAGGAAAGAAGAAGAAGAUUGAAACUUUCACUGACAUGUCAGACAUGGAAGAUAAUGAUUUGCUCGAGAGUGAUUCUGAGAAUGAGAGUGUAUCUUUGCAACUUGAGCAAGAGGAAGAUUUAGGUUGUUUGGAGGAUAGUUUACCUAUAGAUAAUGCAGAAAUGGAGACUGAAGAGGUUUCCAAUGCAUACACGGAUGUUGACACAUCUUAAGGCUAUAAAUCUUAUAGUAUACACAUUGGUCUGUGAUAACCCCCAAAUGCAUCUCUAUGAGCUGCCUUGGCUUCAUAUUGUAAUGUUAGACUCCAUUUAUUUGGUACUAAAAUAUUUCCACUGAGAAUUGAGGCAUGAAUUAGAAAACAAGAUAGCAGCUAUUGAGGGGAGCAGUGGUGGUGUUGGAACUUAUACUGACAAUAUGAGAAUUUUUUGACGUAGUGUGAGAAUGUUCACGAUUUACUUAGAGAGAAAUAAAGAAGAAUGCAAAGACUUUCCUUCGAAGUAAGUACUACAUCCUAUGACCUAUUUCUGCUUCAAUGCACAAUUUUUUGAACAUUGUAUGUGAAAUUGAGAUCUUUGCUUUACUAAUGCGAAAAAAGAAUCAUGUUUGGUAUAGUCCUUAUCUAGUUUUGUUAAUGAUCUGGUCACCAUUCCAGCAAGUUUAUUGGAAAUAUUAUUCUGUAAUGUUAACCAUUUGAAAUAAAAAAAAAAAAUUAAAAAAAUUAAAAAAAAUAAAUGAAGAAGAAGAAGCAGGCCUAUAUACGAUAGAUUUGUAGCCUUAUAAAAGUAGACUUCUAAAACACAAGUUACCAUGUGGGAAGAAAAUAUGUUUCAUGACUUGUAGUGAAAGAAAUUUUAGAAGACUUUUGCAUUUGGUUUAAAUGUACUAAAGGUAUCCCUACAUGGACGGCCUAAUUGUAAAUCCACUACUUCCUAUCAUAAAGAAUCAGAGUUGGAGAUUUGUUGUGUUAGCAAUAUUGGUGGUGCCUAAAAGCUGGACAAAAAUUUGCAAAACCUAAAUUAGUGAAAAUAAAUUUGUUUUAUGAGGUUUAAAUGCUUGCGAAAUUCAUCAGGUCAGCCUAGCUAACAGAGCUGCCUUUUCCUUUUUCUUAAUAAUUACCAGUAAUUUGAAUGUAAUUGUGAUGCUUUGUCUAUAAGUUUCUUCGUUUAUUUCUUUGGAAUUCGAACUAUGUUGAUGAUGUGAUCAGUUAACUGCUUCAUCUAUAAAUGAAUAUGAAAAAAUGAAGAUGUAUUUGUGUUUUUUCUCUAUCUGUAUUUUAUUAUGUUACAGGUUAUUCAUAGGUUUUUAUCUUUCCAAACAAAUAGAAAUCUCCCAAUUUUUCCUUCUUUU
Ziziphus jujuba (common jujube) is the source of this 2810-nucleotide messenger RNA. RefSeq names its product protein WHAT'S THIS FACTOR 1 homolog, chloroplastic. The transcript is spliced from 2 exons. Lineage: Eukaryota; Viridiplantae; Streptophyta; Magnoliopsida; Rosales; Rhamnaceae. The record is from RefSeq and is a predicted model, not a curated record. Gene Ontology annotation, molecular function: RNA binding. Bases 359 to 1675 code for a protein of 438 amino acids.